CUUAUAUACAUAUAUAUAUAUUUAUAUUUAUAUAUACACACACACACAUUAACAGACACUUUUCAGCUUCUCUCCUCUAAAGGAGGAGGUUAUAUUUGGUUGGGCAAAUCUGGGAUUUGUUUAUUUCUUUAUUCAUUGAGUAUUCGUGGAUAUUUUUCGUUGGGGUUGCUAAAGUUCAAGCAACAAUAUCCGCUCUUUUUCUAAAUGUAAUUAUUGCUAUAUAUAUUGUACCCCCUGAGCAAAAAGAAAAAAAAGAAACAAAGGGGUAAGCCCCAUCCAAAAGAAAAGAAAAAAAUACCCCGGUGAAUUUAGAAAAAAAAAAAAAGGGGGUCUUUUGCCCAUCCAGGCUUGUACCCUUAUCAUGCAGUCACCUGUAAUACCCCGACAUGUCCUGCGCUUCACGCAACUUCUUGGCAGGUUUAUGUCUCAAAGAAAACUUAGCAGCCAACCGGUGAAAUUACAAAAUGACAAAGUCGGGAGCCGUCUCAGCGAGAAAUACAUGAUCGUUGGUCUCGGCCAUGAUAAACUGUCAUUGACCAGACACAGUGUCGGUCUGCAGCUUCUUGACUGCUUGGCUGAUGAGCUGAAACUACAGUGGAAAGAUGACAAAGAAACCGUGGCAGGACAUGUUGCUGUGAGUAAACUCGAUGAUGUCAGCCUUAUUCUCCUGAAACCACAGAUUCCAAUGAUGGUAAAUGGAACCAGUGUUUCAAAAGCAGCUCGUCAUUUCGAUGUCCCCCCAGAGAAUGUCUACCUCAUCCAUGAUGACAUUGGUCGCAGAAUGGGGAAGAUUGCUUUGAAGAAUGGAGGCUCAGCCAAUGGACACAGUGGUGUGAAGUCUGUGUUGGAUGCAUUGGACUCUGAGAAAUUGACAAGACUGAAAAUUGGCAUUGAUCGUCCAGCUGCAAAAGACCAGAUUGGAAUGUACCUCCAGGAAGAAUUUUCACCUGAAGAACAAGUCAUACUGGAUUUAGUUAUGGAUCUUUGCUUGACGACUUUGUGUCAGCAUCUGAAAGAUAAGACGGGAGUGGAUAUGAACGAUUUGAAACCAGCCAAUAAAACUUAACAAUGUCAAACAAACAAACAAAAAAACAAAAAAACCCAGUGAUUUGCCUUUUGAAGACGUCUUUAUUUCUUUCACUCUCUCUUUCUCUCCCUUCUUUUUACUCUUUCCUCUCUCACAGUUCUUUUUUUCUCUUCUGACAACGAUAGAUAAACGAAGACGUGUGGUAUUUUUCAUUCUUUUUAAGUCUGUAACCUUAUUUGCUGAUAGAUAAAAGCAUAUUUAUACUUUUAUAUAGUAAAUAGACUGAAAAGCUAUAACCAGAUAUUUAGACAUACAUAUAUAAAUAUAUAUGUGUAUAUGAAUGCAUUUGCACGUGCAUACAGAUACAUAUAUGCACACAUAAAUACAUAGACAUAUGUGCAUGUAUGGAUACAUAUAUAUAAAUGCAUAAUAGACAUACAAACACGUUGAUUCUACUUAUCUCUCUGUAGACUAAAAAAAACGAUGAACAACCUUAAUCGAUUCUCUAUCCUUAUUGAGGUCUCAUCAGUGAUGUUUAUAUCACUU
This is a messenger RNA of Octopus sinensis (East Asian common octopus), 1573 nucleotides long. RefSeq names its product probable peptidyl-tRNA hydrolase. The transcript has 5 exons. Gene Ontology annotation, molecular function: peptidyl-tRNA hydrolase activity. The record is from RefSeq and is a predicted model, not a curated record. NCBI's taxonomy places the organism in Eukaryota, Metazoa, Mollusca, Cephalopoda, Octopoda, Octopodidae. Bases 362 to 1066 code for a protein of 234 amino acids.